AGUUUCAGAUUCUGUUGAAGUGAAGCAACGAUGACCGUGAGUGAGAAGAAAGCAUCAAUUCUUGAUAUUGGAGAUGGAUUAUUCCAAACUCAUGUUCAGUUGGAAGAUGUUCAAAAAGUUAUUGGAGAGCAGAUGAACACCAAGGCGAGACUCGGUGAAAAUACCAAGUAUACGGUCAUUGGAGAUGGAAAUGGCUUCUCGAGUCGCGUGAUACUUGUCGAACCAGAAUGGACUGUUUCUGAUAAGCAUCUUCCUGAGAAGUUUGUUCUGAAAAUCACCUCGUGCCUCCAUGUGCCCGGCCUUAUUGAGCAAAUGAAGGGCAAAAAUCCUGGCACGUUUCCAGCACAAGAAGCUGCUCUAUGGGCCAUAUUUGAGAAUGAGGCUCAGAAACUGCACAACCGUGAAGUAAAUCUUUACAAAAUCACCGAAAAAUGGAACAAAAAUGAGACGAUGCUGAGCCCAAAGAUCUAUUUUUACAAGAAAUUUGACGCUGAAAACAAAACAAAAGGAAUUCUAGGAAUGGAGUUCGAUGGCAAUGUUACAGUUCGACAUAUUUAUUGUAAUGUGAAGCCACGCGAAUUGUACCCGGUAUUGCGGUCAAUAGCAACUCUUCAAGCUGGAAGUCUUCAUUUGACCAAAGAUGAAAUUGAAAGUAUUUCUGGAUUAGAUGUUAAGCAAAUGAUGGGAUCGUUGAUGAAUAAUGAAGGAAUGAAGGGCUUCUACGAACAGACGCGUGAAAUCAAUCGAAAACGACUGACAGAGAAAACAAAUGUAGUUGAAGCAUUCGGGCAGGAAGUUGUCAACUUUGAACUGGCGUGCAAUUUGAAUAAAUACAUUGGAAUUAAACGAGACGUCAUGGUACAUGGUGACUUGUGGGCAGCCAAUAUUUUGUGGAAAGAAAAAGAUGAAGGAACGUUUUCAGUCAGCAAAGUCAUUGACUAUCAGCUCAUUCACAUGGGAAAUCCAGCUGAAGAUCUAGUUCGACUCUUCCUCUCCACACUUUCUGGAGCAGAUAGACAAGCUCACUGGGAGAGACUACUUGAAAAGUUUUAUACAUAUUUUCUUGCAGCCCUUGGAGAUGAUGAAGCACCAUACUCACUCGAGCAGUUGAAAGAGUGUUACCGUUGUUUCUUCGUAUCUGGCGGACUUGUCAUGAUGCCAAUGUACGGUCCUUUCGCUCAGGCUAAACUGUCAUAUUUGAAAGACAUUGAAAGUGUACAGGAGUAUCAGGAGAUACUCACAGAAAAAGCUGAGCACCUAAUGGAAGAUUUGGAACGUUGGCAUUUGUAUAGUAGGGAUAAGACAAACAAUUUCAAAGAAGCGGAAAUUUCAAAGUAAUUUUUAGACAGAUUUUGCUACUCCAUCUUUAAUUGCAUUCCAUUUCUGAUUAUUUUAAUAAAUGUAU
Caenorhabditis elegans is the source of this 1405-nucleotide messenger RNA. It is a transcript of the gene F48G7.12, whose product is annotated as CHK kinase-like domain-containing protein. The record is from RefSeq and is marked reviewed. The transcript is spliced from 7 exons. NCBI's taxonomy places the organism in Eukaryota, Metazoa, Nematoda, Chromadorea, Rhabditida, Rhabditidae. Bases 31 to 1338 code for a protein of 435 amino acids.